Molecule: messenger RNA, 877 nt
Organism: Guyanagaster necrorhizus
Lineage: Eukaryota; Fungi; Basidiomycota; Agaricomycetes; Agaricales; Physalacriaceae
Exons: 4
Coding region: 343-804 (153 amino acids)
Source: RefSeq, a predicted model, not a curated record
UGUUGAGGCUUAUUUGCUAGUUGCUUGUUGCCUCCUACCGCCAGCAGUUCCUGCGUGCCCCCGUUUUCUGCGUCUCCCGCGCAUUUUCGAGCGCGGAAUACGAUCUUCUUUCCUUGUAUUCGUGUCGAAGCUCCGAUGAAGACUGCCGCUUUCAAGCAUACCGAGGCAUCGGAGAAUCCAGCGUCGACAAGCGAAGCUCAACACUCAUAGAAUGGAAGGGCUAUCUGGAGCGAUGGUCGCACUAGUAUUGGCUGAAUUCUCGGCUGCCAAGAUUCGCCCUUUCCUUCGCUUCCCAGGUUUUGUUCGACUUCCAGAAGAGCUCAGGCUUCGGGUCGCCUCACAAUGUGCUGCAAUACCGAUGCAUCGUCUCGUUUCAGCAAAGGGUGCUUAAUUCAGACAACGUCAAGUGAGCGCAAGUUUUGUCCAGAACUCGCUAUCAAGGACACUCUUCUCUGGAGGAUGACAGGCCGAGGUACCAGACCUCCGAACCCACCUCAGGAUCAGGUUGCGGCCAUUGUGCAGUUCACUGCGGUGAAGGUUCCUGUAGCUCCGAAGAUGUUGGUACUGCAGCAUAGCUCCGUAGCAGUGGGGCUCGAACUAAUAUACAUUGCGUUCAGUACUCGAGCCUCGACGACGCGCAGAAGAACGACGUACCAACUCACGGCCGCCUGGGCGAUAACAAUUCUUGGCAAGCUACAGCUAAACCCGACCAGUUUGGAGGGGUCGAGCGGUCCUGCGUCGACGUUCAAAGCAGCAUUGUUGGCGUUGGCGACGCUCUCGCAACAUUGGACGAGUUGGUUGUAGCCGGAGCACCGCUGUGUAGGGGUCACCGCUACUGUGAAUGCCAUAAUGGUCAGAAGGAGGAGAGAGCGCAGGG